UAACCCGAUAAUCUAAUAUCUCUCAUCAUCAGAACCAUCGUCGUCUUCUGAAUCUGAAGAUGUCAGAAACUGCGAUUUUGGUUGGAGCUUCAAGCUCAUGGGCUCGUGCGUUAGUCAAGAUUUCACCAUACACGUUUUCCGCCAUCGGUAUCGCUAUUUCCAUCGGCGUCUCUGUCCUCGGUGCUGCUUGGGGUAUUUACAUUACAGGAAGUAGCUUAAUAGGUGCUGCCAUUAAAGCCCCACGUAUUACCUCUAAAAAUCUCAUCAGUGUAAUUUUCUGUGAGGCGGUUGCUAUAUAUGGAGUAAUUGUGGCAAUUAUUCUUCAAACAAAGCUGGAGAGUGUGCCAUCAUCACAGACAUAUGCUCCAGAAUCCCUUAGAGCUGGAUAUGCAAUAUUUGCCUCUGGUAUAAUUGUUGGAUUUGCAAACCUUGUUUGUGGAUUAUGCGUUGGUAUUAUUGGAAGCAGUUGUGCGUUAUCAGAUGCACAAAACUCGUCGCUUUUUGUAAAAAUUCUGGUAAUAGAAAUCUUCGGAAGUGCACUUGGACUGUUUGGAGUAAUCGUUGGCAUAAUAAUGUCUGCUCAAGCAACAUGGCCUACUACUGUGUGACAUCGAUCGAUCUUGUAUGCAGAAUUAUUCAUUACUUUUCUUUAUAUAUAUAUAUAUAUAUUUCUCACUCGUUGGUUUGUAUUUUUCUUUGUUCAGUUAAAAAAGCCUUAUGAACCUAUAAAUUUUCAUAUAUUAAUGACAUUAUUUAUAAAGUCUAGGAAACGUAGUUACUUAA
This is a messenger RNA of Helianthus annuus (common sunflower), 783 nucleotides long. RefSeq names its product V-type proton ATPase subunit c''2. Gene Ontology annotation, biological process: proton transmembrane transport. The transcript is spliced from 4 exons. Gene Ontology annotation, molecular function: proton-transporting ATPase activity, rotational mechanism. Gene Ontology annotation, cellular component: proton-transporting V-type ATPase, V0 domain. Bases 60 to 608 code for a protein of 182 amino acids. Lineage: Eukaryota; Viridiplantae; Streptophyta; Magnoliopsida; Asterales; Asteraceae. The record is from RefSeq and is a predicted model, not a curated record.